AUGGGCCGCCUGGAUUGGGCGCAAGUGUCCUUUGCAGCAUGCGUGCUGGUCAACAUGGUUGAUGUCAUGGGCGUGUAUUUCACAGCACCUGUCAUAGUACCCUACGGCCAGCAGAUCGGUGCGUCGACAUCUGAGAUAGCCGGGUUUUCGACUGUGCGAUUUGGUUUGGCCUUAGUCUCGUUGUUGUGGAUGCCCAGGCUGGCAGACACAAGAGGCGUCAAACUGUGCCUCCUAAUCUCCGUUUUGGGAACUGCCGUUGCAUAUGGCAUCCAGGGCAAUGCCUACCUUCUUGGUGGCUGCGACCGACAAAUGCAUUCCCUGGGGCCAGGAGAUGAGAUGGCUCUAUGGCCAGGACACAUGUGUACAGUGGUCAACGGUACCAUCAGCAUCUCAGAAGAAGCAGCUGUUGCUACUGCAGUGGGCUUUGGAGGCUUGCUCGAGUGCGCUGUAGCGUGCAACAACAAAAACGGUGUCUAUGCCAUGAUGGCGGGUCAAGCACUCGCUGGUUUUUUUGGCGGCACGCAGCCAGUUCUGCGCGCUUUUGUCACACAGAUCUCUCUUCCUGACAUGGUGCUCGUGAAGCUCCGCAACACCAUUCUGUUUGCUUCCUUGCAGGCUGGGAAUUUUGCUCUGGCGCCAAUUGCAGGAGUUAUCAGCCGAUUUGGGCUGCACUGGCCGUGGUAUGUAUCUACUGCCGUUGCCGUGUUGUGUUUCCUCUUUGUCGCCGCCUUCUUCAAGAACCUGCAGAAAACUCCUGAUGUGGAAGAAGGCGACGGGCAAGAUGACGAUGCAACGGCAUCACGAAGUAUCACCACCUAUUACGGACCGCCUCCAAUCAAAGACAAGAUACUCUGGAUCAUGUUGCUGGCGUAUUGGUGCAUUUUCCAGUGUGUCUCCGCGUUGAUACUAUUACUGCCAUUGCUUCUGGAGUAUGAGGAGUUUGGCUUUACGGAUCUUUCAUCACCUGAGACAUCUAGAGAGAAUGUAGCUGCAGCCACCUCAAUGGUUAUGGUACCGCACGGCCUCGCAAACUUGGUGAUGUCUACCGUGGGCUUCAUGAUUGUGUCAUCCAAGGUUGGGGACCGCGCAACCAUGAGAGGUGGUGCAGCAUUAGCAUCAGUGCUGCUGUGCCUAUAUGGCGUUGCCUCGAGCCAGUUGUGGCAUCUACUCGUCCUGCACGGCAGCAUGGGGGUUGGGCUGGGGCUCAUGGUUCCUGCUAUUGCACCGACGCUAUUAAGAUACAACACAAUGGCUCAUCCAGACAAGGCUUCACAAGCUGCCGCGCUACCUUUGGUGGGUAUGCAGAUUGGCCAAGUCCUUGGGCCAAUGCUCUUCGGUCUGAUCAUUGGAGACUCACACAAUCGUGCUAGGAUGAACUUCGCUUGGCUGGUUGCGGGCCUCAGCUUUCUCACCGGCGCCUUGCUUGUAGACCUCUGCUUUGCGCUGAUUCAGAAACAUCCGGUCACAAGGCGAUUGACGCUUUCACCUGACCAGCUCAAGACUAUGCUCGAGACCAACGCAAAGGAUGAGGAGGUCUUUGUUGAUGACAUGUGUAAGCUUCUUCGCGGAAUGCUGACACACGGUAACCCAGAAUAUCGGGGAUUGAGGCUUUGGUCCGGUCAUGCGCAGAGGUUUGUGGAGCGCGUCCUCCGAGAAACCAUCCCAAAGCUGCGGCAAGAUCCAGAGGAAUAUUUGGAGGAUGCGGCAGCCUGGAUCAGCAAAGUUGGCACCGAGGCAGAGCAGGAUUUCUUCUAUGCCAGAUUUCCCCAUGUUUCCCGGAACAGGAGGUGGCAAAGCGACACUUCCGUGGCACAGCAGCAGUUCAUGGAUGCCAUCGCCCAAACAACGACGAGCAGAUCCAGUUCUUGCUCUGAUUGA
Messenger RNA from Symbiodinium pilosum, 1878 nucleotides. The record is from the annotation of a GenBank genome assembly. Lineage: Eukaryota; Dinophyceae; Suessiales; Symbiodiniaceae.